Marmota monax (woodchuck) is the source of this 4933-nucleotide messenger RNA. It is a transcript of the gene Ngb, whose product is annotated as neuroglobin. Bases 3565 to 4020 code for a protein of 151 amino acids. Lineage: Eukaryota; Metazoa; Chordata; Mammalia; Rodentia; Sciuridae. Gene Ontology annotation, molecular function: heme binding; oxygen binding. The transcript is spliced from 4 exons. The record is from RefSeq and is a predicted model, not a curated record.
CAUGUCUGAGGCCCUUCUCGUCCCAGCAGAGGCUCUGGCCAGCCAGGGCACUUGGGCCUUCCCCGGUACAUAAUUACUUGAAUAAUGUUGGAUAUUUAAGUUUACGUAUUCUAAGAUAAGUAGGAAGCUGACCUUGUAUUUUUUUCUUGUUUGACUGCCCAGACAGUAUAGCCCUUUGUCCCCUUCUGAGUGGCCCAGUAUUGUAGCAAUUUGCCAUUUUCUUAACAGAGGCUCUGUCCUGAUGGGGUCUUGUCUUCUGGAAUGACAUGAGGGAGUUGACUUAUGUGUUGGAGGAGAUAGGAGGGAGUGUUACCACAUGGGGGAAGUUGGGGGUCUUCUGGUUUCUUCUGACUGCUCCCCUCAGGACCAAGAGUGGUUGGAGGCAGGCUGGGGAGGAGGGCAGGUCGUGCAGAUCCUCAGGAGAUGGAAAAUGCCCGGGACAGACAGGUCAGAAACAGAUUCAAUACUUAGAAUGGCACAGCUUAGUUUAUGGAUUUUUUAUUUUAUUUUUUGGUACCAAGGAUUGAACCCAGGGGUGCUUAACCAUGAGCUACAACCUCAGCCCUUACUUGCAUUUUAUUUAGAGACAGGGUCUCACUGAGUUGUUUACACCUUGCUUUUGCCGAGGCUGGCUCUGCUCCUCCUGCCUCAGCUUCCUGAGCUGCUGGGAUUACAGGCGUGCCCCACCACGCCCAGCCAGUUCAAGGAAUUUUGACACACCUGUGACAUUGAUUCCUCUUAAAGGCCUGGUGAAGUCAGUGGUGUUCUUGUCUCCAUUCUACCUGGGAGAGAUUAAAUUCCCUGCUUGAGGUCCUACAGCUAGGAAAUAGUAGAGGCAGGAUUAGCACCAAAUUGGGCAUUCUUGGCUUCUCCAGCCUGGACUGGCAGCACCUCCUGAGAGCCCUCUGGCAGCGCUGGAUGCCCUGAGGUGAGGUGUCCCCACUCGGUGCAUUCCUGUGUACAUUCUGUGUAGCGCAUCUGCAGCUCUGCUUGGAACAGGUUUCUCCUGGUUCCCCAGGUGUGCCCAGACCAGUGGUGGUAGAUGUUUAACAGCAAGUUUUCUCUGAGCUACGAGAAGCCCUGAUUGUAACAUUUACCAAUUUCCAAUUCUCCCACAUCGGCCUAUUUCAAGCUACCAACUGAAUGAGAAGUUGGAAAGAGAUGUAGGCAUCUGGCUUUCUAAGCCCUGUCAGAGCUGAUUCUAGCACACCUCUGACCCAGACCCAGUGGCUUUGACUUGGUCUGAACCAUGGACACUGCUCUUGGUCUUGGUGAGGGAACAGUGGAGAGGAUGGGCUGGGGGUCCCCCUGUGGUCAAGUGCUGGCCCCAUCACUUGUCUACUAUGUGACCUCAGGCUGGUUACUUAACCUCUUUGCCUCCUUUCCUCAACUGGCUUCAUCGACUGUUGAAUGCAGAGUUAACGAGCACAGUGUCACUGGUGCUCAAAACUAGCACUUUGCUGUUACUAAUGAUACAUUGCUCUGAGCGACAGUGCUGGCUGAAGAAAAGCACUUGAAGGCUCAUCCAGGCUACAGCCUACGUGCAUCUCCGCAGGUGCCCCACAGGGAGGAGAGUUCCAGCCCCUCAGAAGAGAGGUUAGUCACUACAUGUCCUGGAUGGGACACGUCACUUGGGCUCCUUCAGCCACACCUGAUUCUCAGGCCCUUCUCCAAGGGAAGCAGAGAUUGGAGUACACUUGGCCCUCUUCCCUGCCUUAUGGCUCUAGGAAAGCAGAGGAGAGCCGUGGGUUUGAGCCCACUCUACCAUUUCCCCGCUAAGGCCAGUAGCUCCUGUGAGCUCCUCAGACUGCUGACCCUAUCCAAGGGAGAAGGGUGGACUGUUGAUAGGGAGUGCAAACUGGGUAGAGCAGGUGCCUUCACAGAGCACCAGGCAUCUGAGCACUAAAGGGCAAAGGUCACCAAAGUCUCAUGUGGCCUUUCCACAUGGUUUUCUGUUCCUACAGAGCUAUGGGAUCCCAGGUUGGAAAUUUGGUUCCUUCUUCCUUCAGCCUUAGUCCCUUUGUACUCUUGCGUGGGGACCUCUCAAACUCUUUAGGACUCCAGGCUGCCCCAAAGCCUUACUCUCCUGCUCCUGCGCAGGGAGAUACUGGGAAGAUGGGGAAGAGUGUGUACCCAAACUCUGCCCUGGAGGAGGGGGAGCAGCCAGAUGGCCUCAUGGGGCUUGGCCUGGAUCAGGACUAGUCCUAGUCCCUUAGUCCUGAUUCAGGAUUAGAAGUUUUAGAAGUUUUUAGCACUCAUGUCUAGCAUGGGGCUGGCCAUGAAGCCAUAACCUGUUCAUAACUAAUCUUCGAAACUGUCUGGGAUCCAUGGGAUCAAAGGAGGUGGCCUCUGGAGACCUUGCCGCCCAACCCCCCUAUGGUACAGCCGCUGGAACUAAGGCCCAGAGAUGGGGGCAGAGUGAGAGGAGAGCAGCUCAGAUACUCAAAAUUUAUGAAAAGUAAGAUGAGGAUGAAAAUAGGCCUGUUCUCCCUAACCUAGGCUGCUGGGUCUGGGCAGCUGAAGGAAUUUUCAUGGUUGAAAAGUUUGGUUUGGACAGGUGGCCAGGGCACACCUUGAGGGGUUGGCAUGAGUGUUUGACCUGGACUAGUACUAUUCGUAAAAAAAAAAAAAAAAAAAAAAAAAGUCAUGAUUUUUAAUAAUCCAUGGAGCCAUGGAAUGAAUGGUAGAGCUGAACCCCUUCCACAUCUGUAACGCGUCUAAUGCCCUGGCUGCGAUUGCAAACACAACUCACAGAUUUCCAGAAAUGGGGGUCUCAGGAAAAUCUGGGUCUGGAUGGAAAUGGCUGUGGUCUACUCCUAAGCUGAAAGCUCUAGUAGUCCCCAAGGUGCCCCUGUCAGACUCUGAACUUGGACAACCAGACAGCCUAGUCAUAAGGUAGAUGACCUGGUGCGCACUGGCUCCACAUCCUGACAGAAAGAAACAGUAAAUGGGCACGAUUUGAGCAAAGACCAUGUGCUCAGAAAGCAACAAAUCCAGUCUCCAGGCCGUGUUGGAAUGGGGCUUGUUGGAGAGGUGGCCACAAGCUGCGUCUUACUAAGAGGAAGAAUCAAAUUCAACGCAGUCUUUUUGGGGCUCCUCGCCCUAUGUAGUAACUAGUCUCACUAGUUUCCGAGUGACAAGCUGAGGCCAAGAGAGCCUGAAUGAUUUGCUCGGCUCUAAACCUGGACAUUCCCAAGGCCUCCAGGUCGUCCCUGGCCAAGGCGGUGGCAGAGGGACUGUGCGCCCUGCUGGACAGGAGGGGGACCGGGCAGCGGUUGCUUUAAAGGGCGGCUCUAGAGCUGCAGGGUGCAGGGUGCAGCAGCCCAGCGGGGUCCCCGGAAGCGCCAGCAGGACUGACACCGGGGGCGCUUCCACCUUUGGCGGGCUGCGGGCAUCUUCUCUUGGCUCCGGGCCAGGCGAGGAGCGGCUGUUGGGCCCCGCCCGGCAGAGGCAAGGGGCCGUAGGCGCAGGGGCCCGCGUGGCCGCGGAGAUGGCGUGGCACGUGCGGUGACGGCGCCCGAGCCCCGAGGGUCCCAGCGCUGCGCCUCGCGUCCCGGAGAAAGCAUGGAGCGCCCAGAGCCCGAGCUGAUCCGGCAAAGCUGGAGGGCGGUGAGCCGCAGCCCGCUGGAGCAUGGCACAGUCCUGUUCGCCAGGCUGUUUGCCCUGGAGCCCGAGCUCCUGCCCCUCUUCCAGUACAACGGCCGCCAGUUCUCUAGCCCGGAGGACUGCCUGUCCUCCCCGGAGUUCCUGGACCACAUCAGGAAGGUGAUGUUCGUGAUUGACACUGCAGUGACCAAUGUGGAGGACCUGUCGUCCCUGGAGGACUACCUUGCUGGCCUGGGCAGGAAGCACCGGGCAGUGGGCGUGAAGCUCAGCUCCUUCUCGACGGUGGGUGAGUCCCUGCUCUACAUGCUGGAGAAGUGCCUGGGCCCGGCCUUCACACCGGCCAUGCGGGCCGCCUGGAGCCAGCUCUACGGGCUUGUGGUGGCGGCCAUGAGCCGGGGCUGGGACGGCGAGUAAAAGGAGCCCCCUGCCCAGAGGCAGCCCCAGCUCUCUGCCUGUUGGUCUGUGUCCACUGUAGCCCUGGCUCCUCCAGGCCUCCCUGCAUCUCGGUCCUUGUCCCCUUGGCCAUACUGGAGGGGUGAUGGGGCAGGAGCGGGUCCCCCCUUCCCAAAUGCACAGCAGGAAGGGGCUUCUGGGUUCCCCUCCUCCCCGCAGCCUCCUCCCCGCCUGCCUUUUGACCUCCCUGGCACCCCCCUCUUGCCCCAUGAGAAGGAGAGAGUUUGGGGCACAGAGGUGGCGUGGGGCUGGGAAGGAGCUCCGAGAGCCGGGGGCUCCUCUCUGUGUCGCCCUUCCUAGGACAAGUGGCUGGGCUCCAGCACCGCCCCCUGCUGCCCAGGCCUGUGCUGCUCUCCUGCCUGCCUCGGGUGUUUGUUUCAGACUUAGGGACAGAUGUGUCCCAGCAGUGGAGCAAGUAGUGGGUGCCUUGGGAAGGGGGGUGCCUGCUCCACCCUGGGGCUCCUCUGGCUCUCAACUGCUCAGAUACCCCCAGAGAGAGUAGUUUUCCUUUGGCAGAACAUCGGGCCCCCCCUGGGCACUCCUGGCGGGAACUCCCUGAUGCUGCAGGGAACAGCAUCAGGGAACAGGACUGGGAGGGGCUGGGAAGGUCAAGGAGGAGGGGCCACCGAGUCACAGUGGCUUUUCCUCAACACCCAGCUUCAGCAGGGCCGCCAUAUCUCCCCACCUCCUUUCUGCUCACCUGCUCGGGCUGGGGCCCCACAGCUGCCAUAUUUAAUGCCCGUGGAGUGCCAGGACUUGGGCAGGUGGGUGGAAGAGGAAGCAGCGGGAAGGGCCAGCUGCCGGCCACCUCUACGACCCUUUUGCUCUCUGCUGUGGUCCUGUAAACUUCGAGGAAUAAACAUGUCCUGUUUGC